Lindgomyces ingoldianus is the source of this 1031-nucleotide messenger RNA. RefSeq names its product formate/nitrite transporter family protein. NCBI's taxonomy places the organism in Eukaryota, Fungi, Ascomycota, Dothideomycetes, Pleosporales, Lindgomycetaceae. Gene Ontology annotation, molecular function: high-affinity secondary active nitrite transmembrane transporter activity. Gene Ontology annotation, biological process: transmembrane transport; nitrite transport. Gene Ontology annotation, cellular component: membrane. The record is from RefSeq and is a predicted model, not a curated record. The coding region runs from base 60 to 1031 and encodes 323 amino acids. The transcript has 4 exons.
CGCCGCGAGAUUCAGGACAGCCUUUUCUUUGAAAUCAUCUCUUCCAAAACUGGGUUAAAAUGGUUACGCUCGGCAUCAACGCGUACACGCCGCAAGAAACCAUUGAACUAGUAUCUCGUGCAGGUGUCAAGAAGGGCAAGAUGCGGCUCGAUAAAGUAUUCCUCAGCUCAGUUUCUGCUGGAGCUCUUCUAUCCUGCGUGGCUGCCAGUUGCCUCAGUGUGAAUACUGCUCCUUGGUAUCAAGAAAAUGCUCCAGGGUUAAUUCGCACGAUGGGGGCCUUCGUAUUUCCCUAUGGUUUAGUCCUGAUCGUCCUCACUGGGGCGGACCUUUGCACUGGCACAUUCAUGUAUACCACAGUUUCUGUACUUCAUCGCCGUCUCUCGGUAUAUAAUAUGCUUCUCCAUUGGUUCAUCACUUUCUGGGGGAAUCUUGCGGGUUCAUUAUUCAUCGUUGCUAUAAUUUUUGGAUAUGGCGAGGUCUUCUCAGCCGAGCCUUACAGAACUGAGGUUCACAAUUUUGUCACCAAAAAGCAAGUUACACCCACCUUUCAUGAAAUUUUCCUUCGUGGCAUUGGCUGCAACUGGCUCGUCUGUCUAGCCUGCUUUCUCGGCAUGCAAGGUCGCGACCUGGCCUCCAAAGUCCUUGGUAUCUGGUGGCCCAUCUACGCAUUCGUUAGUUUGGGCUUUGACCAUGUUGUCGCGAACAUGUUCUUCAUUCCUAUGGGCAUCUGGCUAGAGACGCCGAAGUUGAGUGUUGGGUUGUAUGUCUGGAAGGGGAUUAUUCCUGCGGGAUUGGGGAAUAUUGUUGGAGGCGCCCUUUUCUGCGGAGCGUACUACUGGUACAUGUACAUUCUCAUGCAACCAGACAUCCCUGUCGAUGGCAUGUACUACGACCGAGUCGAAGGCAUUGAGGUCAAAGGACCGCGCAAGAAUUCCGACGAUGAGGAGAGGAAUGAGUAUUCGUACAAGAACCAUGACCGCCGCAGGGACGUUGCUGAUGUACCAACCAUUGGAGUUUCAACGAGAGCCUAG